Molecule: messenger RNA, 5671 nt
Organism: Lymnaea stagnalis (great pond snail)
Lineage: Eukaryota; Metazoa; Mollusca; Gastropoda; Lymnaeidae
Source: the annotation of a GenBank genome assembly
GUACGCUGAAAGAUCAGCGUCGUCAAGAACAUGUUUGCAUGGUUUAAAAUGGCCCAAAGUUCCAUAACUCUUCGUGGUCUUACAAUGUUGGAUUUAAACUCUAGGUGCCUAUAUAAAUGAGUCAUAACUUGAUAUUCCCUUACGGUAAGCAACAUGUUACACUGACUUCAUAAAGCAUACUUAAAGUUAAAAUAGAUCUUACUCUUACAUAACAAACUAAUUGCUCGUUCAUGUAAUGAUUUUAUAAAAUGUGAUACUUGGCUACUUAAAAUAGUAAUAUAUAUAAUAAUUGAUCAUCCUAUGCUGUCAAGGGUUUGUAGAGGUCGAUGACAUGUUGAAUUUUUAAAUACCAUUACUACAUUAAUAUAUGUAUUCUAUAUGCAGGCGCUUAAAGGUUUCCAAUUAAAAUGUACAAUGUUAUUAUGUCAUCAAUCAAACCCUAGUAGAAGCAAUGAAAGUUUAGCUUAUGUAUAAUGAAAGGGGGGCUCUUUGCUCUUUGAAUGUGUCGUGGGUGUUUAUAGUUUCGGUAUUGAAAUGUAUAUGUCUUUGUAGGUACAUGUAUUUUUAUGUAUGUCUUUGUGUGUGUAUGUCUUUGUGUGUAUAUAUCUUUGUGUAUAUGUCUUUGCAUGUGUGUCUUUGUGUGUAUGUUUUUGUGUGUAUAUGUCUUUCUGUGUAUAUGUCUCCGUAUGUAUAUGUCUUUGUACGUAUAAAUAUGUCUUUGUAUGUGUGUGUGUCUUUGUGCGUAUAUGUCUUUGUGUGUAUAUGUUUUUGUAAGUGUAUGUCUUUCUGUGUAUAUUUCUUUGUAUGUAUAAAUAUGUCUUAGUGUGUGUAUGUCUGUGUGCAUUUGUCAUUGUAUUUAUAUGUCUUUGUAUGUAUGCGUGUCUUUGUGUGUAUGUCUUUGUGUGUAUAUGUCUUUGUAUGUAUAUGUCUGUCUAUGUAUAUGUCUUUGUAUAUAUAUGUCUUUGUAUGUAUAUGUCUUUGUAUGUAUAUAUCUUUGUGUGUAUAUGCCUUUGUGUAUAUAUGUGUGUACCGGCCUUUCCUUGAAACAUUUGGCGAAAUAACUCUUUUCGUUAAAAGCUAUUAAUUUUUUUAUGUACUUCAUACGCAAAUAACUACCAUGCGUAUGUCUAGAAGGGCCUUAGCGACCAGCCCCCCCCAUGUCUUAGGCACUGCCAUACAAUAUUUCAUUGACAUAGGAAUAGCCUACCACCGUGCUGAAAUAGAAGUACUGAGAACUUAUUUGUUACGAUACAACGAUGCGCCGUUUCAACUAACUCUCAUGACGCACCACUCUAUACACGGGAAAGAAUCAUAGAAUCCCGCAAGUUACCUGGCAGUGUUAACAAAUAAAACAAAAAAAUAGAGUGGCGUAGCAAGGGUUAGUGCCGUCCGGGGUGGGUCAAGGUUUUCGACGCCUUCACUAAGAACAAAACUCGGCUGCAGUUGCUUGAAAAUGCCAACCUUGUAUGCAAAGAAAAAUAUACCGCCCCCCACCCCCACGUCACCCUUCCUGCAACACUGCACACGUACAGAAGAUUUAAUACAAGGUGCAGCUUACGUCAGGUAGAGUAGGAAUUAAUCAUACCAUGAAAUCAGAGUCAUGUAUCAAACUGUUUUACGUCUUGAGUGGUGAAGAAAAUAACUGCAUGCAGACGGUCUAAAAUGUUAUAGGUUUCAUAUCAUAGACCUUUUGAACUUCCUUAAUUCUAGUUUACAGUUAAGACACGGUCAUGUUGCAUAGAAAAAAAAAGGUCAAGGUUAUGUGUUCGUACCAGUGUUUAACUUCAAUUUUGUUUCUAUUAUAAAACUAAUAAUAAUUUUACAAAAAUGUCCAUCCACAAGAGCAGGCCUGCAUCACAUACGGCCCACGGGCCACGUGCGACCCACCAGAACCCACUUUGUGGCCCACGAAGUAACGAAAUAUUCCUUAUUCUUAUUAUUUUAUGUAUAGCUUUUCCCGCUACCCUAUUUUUUUGUUUGUUUGGCCCACACAGGUCAUGUCCUAUUUUCUGUUGGCCCGCACAAAUUUUUCAUAAAGUAUUACGGCCCACCUUACAUUUUGAGUUGUGCGGGCCUGUACAAGAGCGUUAUUCAUUUUGUCGAAAUGUGGGUCGAAAUGUAUCUAGGCUCUUCACAAAUAAUAACUCUCUUGGUAUGUAUUUAUGUGAUCAAUAGUAGCGCAAAAUAAAAAUUCCAAGAAUCAAGCAAUCAUUGGAAAACAAGUGGUCUACUUGAAUGCGGGUUUGUCAAGUAAUUUUAGUAGAUAAGAAUCUUCAUGCAUUUCCACCACAAUUGUUUGGCUGGUUAUUUCCAGCAAAUUAUUAUUUUUGUUUUAAACUUAUGGACAAUGUAGUUGUUGGAUAAGUUAAAUCGUUUAUUCGUGGGGGAAAUGUAUUUUAGGACAAGUUAAAUGAAUCCUAAAAAAAUAGCUUCUGCGAUAAGUCUUGUGUUUCCUUGUAUGUAAACAACCCAAUAAAAGCGAAAAUGUCCACACAAGGGAGUCACCAUACACGCUCUAUAUUUCAUACUUGAAACAGAUGAUUAAACAGUCAUUAAUCUUAGGGGUAGAAGACCACAUGCAAAAUUUGUUUAAGAUAUAAAAUCGGUAUCAUAAAUAUUAUCUUUCGAGCCUUCCAAAUGUUUUCUGAACUUGAUUUUUAUGGCGAACAUGGAUUAAAUCAAAGCAAAGCCCUUACUUUAGUGUUGUCACCGACUACACAGCUAUGGCUCUGUUAGCCUUCUGUAAGGUAUUUAUGAUAUUGUUCCGUACAACCAUGUUACGGUGCGGAGAUUCCCCAUGUUACCUUACGCUUUAAAAUAUUACCUGCUGGUUGAAAUAGGUCACUCCAGUAUUGAUUAUAGUGGCUCGCAUUGUCAACAAGUUUUAAUUUUCCAAUGGGGUGGGGGUGCGUUUGUGGGAGGAGAGGCCGGUACUUUCAGUAUAUUGUUUGUAUUCAAUGCUUCUUUAUUAAAUGCGGUUUCAAUAGAAUGUGUUGUCAUCGGCAACGAGUCCUUGUGCUUAGUUUUAGCUAGAUGGGUUGACGGAAAGUGGGUCAAUUGGCGGUCUCCAGAUUUUUGCCACCCAGCCACAAGUAAAUACAAGAAAGAAAACUAAAAGAAAAUAUUACGCACCAAAUACACGUGCGAUAUUUUGCUUAAUAAUCUCAUUUUAGUGCAUUUAGCUGGAAUUUUAUUUACUGAUAUAAGUGGCAUCAUAUUUCACCAUCGUCCCCUUCAACAGCAGGGAAGAAAAAAAAUUUUGAAGGUUGUGGGUGUUGCUGUAAUUUGAAAUUUGUUGUCAUCGGCAACGAGUCUAUGUGGCCAAGUUUCAGCUCGAUAGGUUGACGGGAAGUGGGUUAAUUAGCCAUCCGAAGAUUUUGCCAGUUAAUAUUUUUAAAAAAAUAGCCUUUACGUAAACACAUCAUGAAACUUACUGCAGAGCGUCCUCAGCUUCUAGUCGGAGAUUCUAGGGCGUACCUAGACCGGAUGCAUCUGGGGAGGAUGCCAUGCACCCUUUAUCUAACCUAUGUACCCCAAUUUUUAAGUUCUUGUCCCGAUAAGUAUUCUGGCCAAUUUGUGGGCAUGAGCAGGCUGUGUUGCAUCAAUCCUGUUUAAGGAUAUAGAACACAAAGACGACUGGAAUGUAUCGGCGACGUUAUGAUCAUUUAUGAGCUGGUUGAGCCACUCUCGAUUCCUAUGCUGUGUUCGCUUUUUAUACCUACGCUCAAUUACAUUUUAAAAAUAUUUUGAUUUACUUAUCAUUAUGAUUUCUGUUAAAUAAAAACCUUCUGGCCAUUGUCAAUUCUUUUAUGCUUAAUAAUGUACAUUAUUUCGGAAACUUGGGGACGGAAUGCUAUUUGACCACGUUUUGUGACCCCAAAAAUUAAUUUAAAAGCACACACAUACACAAAAAAUGACAAGGCUCUUUAUUAAAGAUCAUAAAACAUAUCUUUGUGUUGAUAACUACACUCAAUAGGAUGUUUAUUUUGACAUUCGUCCGAAAGUUAAAUUAUUUUGAAUUAUUUGUUCGUUUGACAUUCUACAACUUAAGUUAUUUUUUUAAAGAAUUAUUGUCACUCCAAUUGUUUUCACCGCCUGCUUCGCCUCUGUUAUAGGUGUGUACUGCAAUUUAAAAUCGCAUCAUAUAUAAUAUAUAAUAAUAUAUGAUUCAUGUUUGCUCCCAACAGCUGGUCAGUGGUAAGGACUCAACGUGUCACUCAGCAUAAACAAAAUUGACAAGAUGCUCACUGCCCCAUCAGAAUUCGCCGUGUCGAGCAUAGGAUGUCGGUGGUCAUUGAUUGAAUGUCUUUGUUGUACGGGAGCCACGAAACAGCUAAAGAUCUGAAGCCCGGCUGGAAUUGUUAAAUUAAACUAAAACACCAACGACAUAUACAUAAAAACCUUUAAUCUAAUAUAACAUGUUGUACCCACGAAAAAGCUAAAUCAACACUGUAUUCACUCUCUAUUAUUACCCAUUGACCGUCCUGAAAAGGACAAGGGAUCAGAAGUAAAUUUAAGCGCAAACCUUUGUCAUCCAUACAAUUAAACAGAACGAUCAUGUAAGUUUUAUUUUUUGUGUCACAAGUUAACUUUGAAAGAAUUUAUUGAAAGCCUUGUUAGUCAUGGCUGUGUUUCUCAUAACACUAUAUUACUGGCAUGUAUGAACCAAUGUCAAUGACAGAAUUAUUUAACUUUUAGAAAUUGUCUUCUCAAUUCAGUUUAAAGAAUAUUUUAAAAAUGAUAAAAAAAUGUGUUCUCUAACAACAACAGGAACUUUUGGGAGAAUCGCAAGAUACACUUCGGCAUCGCCUUGGUUGGAUUUUUAAUAUGUGUUGCCAACAUGGUCACAACCAUCACACAUCUGACAUCCGAGUCAAACAGUGAUGUUGACGAGAACAAUGUAUGUAUUUAUACUGACAUGACCUGCACCUAAGAUUAUUGUUUUACUCUUGCAUAAAAGGAGGAGAGUAGUUUUAGUUACAGUGCUGAGAACAGGGUCGAGUUCAUGCUAACUCUAGUACAAUAGCGGGUAAAACUUUCAAAAAAUAAUAUUAAAAAAGCAAAUACACACACACACAAACAUAUAUAUAUAUCACCAUCUGAAUAGUUGGACACAAAAAUGAUGACUAAACGUAUGAUAAGCCUUAGGAUAAUUUCAAGCUAGAAUAACAUUAUAUAGAUGCUGGCAUUAAACAGAAUUAACGUUCUAUAAUUAAACUUCAGUUAAAUUAACAAAUUAAGUUGAAUUUUUUGUGUAUGUGUGUUGAUGGUUUUUUUUUUUUUUUUUUGUCUGUUUUUUAUUUUUUUAUAUUAGAUUCCCGAAGAGGUCUCACUAAGUUUUGAGCCUGUGUGUCUUUACUGCGGCAAACUGAUCCAAGACCCUUAUAAGACUAAAUCUAAACAGGAACUUUUUUUUUUUUUUUUUUUUUUUUUUUUUUUUUUUUUUUUUUUUUUUUUUUUUUGUCUGUUUUUUAUUUUUUUAUAUUAGAUUCCCGAAGUGGUCUCACUAAGUUUUGAGCCUGUGUGUCUUGACUGCGGCAAACUGAUCCAAGACCCUUAUAAGACUAAAUCUAAACAGGAACUUUUCGAACUGCUGUACGUUGAAUUUAAGGAUGGCCACAGUGUCUGCUGCAUCAACAACACCCAACAGCUGGAGCUCCUCGUCGGCACC